CGGCAGCGCUGGCGGGAGUGGCGUCUCAGAUUCCUUAGGGAGGCAGAGCUGAGCACGAGGCAGACACCCAGGAGCCCUCAGUUCCAGCCACCCGGCUGCCCUGUGUGCCCCCUGCCCACCAUGCAGCCCCAGUCGGUCCUGCACAGCGGCUACUUCCACCCACUGCUUCGGACCUGGCAGGCAACCACCACCAGCCUCAGUGCCUCCAGCCUCAUCUACCCCAUCUUUGUCACGGAUGUUCCUGAUGACAAACAGCCUAUCGCCAGCCUCCCAGGAGUGGCCAGGUAUGGUGUGAACCGGCUGGAAGAGAUGCUGAAGCCCCUGGUGGAGGAGGGCCUGCGCUGUGUCCUAGUCUUUGGCGUCCCCAGCAGAGUUCCCAAGGAUGAGCGGGGCUCUGCGGCAGACUCCGAGGACUCCCCGACUAUCGAAGCCAUCCGUCUGUUGCGCAAGAACUUCCCCGGCCUCCUGGUGGCCUGCGACGUGUGCCUGUGCCCCUACACCUCCCACGGUCACUGCGGGCUUCUGAGUGAGAAUGGGUCGUUCCAAGCUGAGGAGAGCCGCCAGCGGCUGGCAGAGGUGGCGCUGGCCUAUGCCAAGGCAGGAUGUCAGGUGGUGGCCCCGUCGGACAUGAUGGACGGACGCGUGGAAGCCAUCAAGGAGGCUCUGAUGGCACAUGGAUUUGGCAACAGGGUAUCAGUGAUGAGCUAUAGUGCCAAAUUCGCUUCCUGUUUCUAUGGACCUUUCCGGGACGCAGCUCAGUCGAGCCCAGCUUUUGGAGAUCGCCGCUGCUACCAGCUGCCGCCUGGAGCACGAGGCCUGGCCCUCCGCGCGGUGGACCGGGAUGUACGGGAAGGAGCUGACAUGCUCAUGGUGAAGCCAGGUAUGCCCUACCUGGACAUCGUGCGGGAGGUAAAGAACAAGCACCCUGAGCUCCCUCUCGCCGUGUACCACGUUUCUGGAGAGUUUGCCAUGCUGUGGCAUGGAGCCCAGGCCGGAGCAUUUGAUCUCAAGGCUGCUGUACUGGAGGUCAUGACUGCCUUCCGCAGAGCAGGUGCCGACAUCAUCAUCACCUACUACACGCCUCAGCUACUGCAGUGGCUGAAGGAGUGAUGGAGAAAGUGUGCAAGACCCAAGAACUAGAACUUUUUAAUUCCUGAGUCUUGGAGAAGUGAAAACCAAAGUAAACGAUGCUUUUAGAA
Molecule: messenger RNA, 1199 nt
Organism: Lipotes vexillifer (Yangtze River dolphin)
Lineage: Eukaryota; Metazoa; Chordata; Mammalia; Artiodactyla; Lipotidae
Gene: ALAD
Product: aminolevulinate dehydratase
Exons: 12
Coding region: 121-1110 (329 amino acids)
Biological process (GO): heme biosynthetic process
Cellular component (GO): cytosol
Molecular function (GO): zinc ion binding; porphobilinogen synthase activity
Source: RefSeq, a predicted model, not a curated record